Messenger RNA from Panicum virgatum (switchgrass), 5602 nucleotides. Its product is annotated as QWRF motif-containing protein 2-like. Gene Ontology annotation, cellular component: nuclear microtubule; centrosome; cytoplasm. Bases 3501 to 5168 code for a protein of 555 amino acids. The transcript has 6 exons. Gene Ontology annotation, biological process: centrosome cycle; spindle assembly. NCBI's taxonomy places the organism in Eukaryota, Viridiplantae, Streptophyta, Magnoliopsida, Poales, Poaceae. Gene Ontology annotation, molecular function: microtubule binding. The record is from RefSeq and is a predicted model, not a curated record.
GCGAUAAAUGUAUUUAUGUUCCAUAUUUUAUAUCGUGGCCGAUCGGCUUGGAGCUCUUGGUUUGGUCGGGAAAUUGGCAUGUGAUUGACGUUUAGGCCUCAGCCAUGUGGCUUGCUUUUGGCUGGAGAGUGGGAACAAGACUGCCUUGCGGUUCCCGAAGAUAAAAAUAAAAAUAAAAAUAAAAUUCAAUGUGCUCGGUGUGUGUGUUCGCGCGCGCUCUAAAACACCCACUUGAUGAGCAUUACAAGUUUAGAUACACAAACCAACUGCUAUGUUCGUUUGGCUGUGACUGGUGGCUGGUGCUGAUUUGUUAUGAGAGAACAAUACUGCUGACUGGCUGGUAGCUGAUGGCUGGUGCUGAUUUAGUAUGAGAGAAUAGUACUGCUGGCUGGUUGGCUGACAAGCCAAACGAACACAGCGAUGUGUCACCAAUAGCUGGGUGCAAUUUAUAUUGCACAGGAGUCACAAUUUUUUGAAGUAAAGAAGUCAUUGACAAAGCAACCAACAUCUGUACACACAUCACAGAGAGUCAAAAUGGUUCUCAUUUCCUUCUUCUUCUAGGCGCAAGUAGUGUUCGAAGGAGCUUCGUUGAUAUAUAUAGUUAAAUUUAAAUUGAAGAUCUUUCAUGACCACUCUCUCACACACACACACACCAUGACAUGAUCAUCUUUUUGGACAGUGGACCAAAACACCCUUUCUGAAUCACUGUUACUCGACAGGCCAGUCUCCUACGCAUUGACUUCCUUUUACUAGGCCCCCUAGCCAGUGGCGCCUGCUGGACCUAACAAGACACUCUCAAGAAAAGCAGCCACAUUAGGAAGGUUAGAUCCUAAGCAAGCAUGCCAUUAGGAAAAGAAAGUGCCCGUCUGAGCACGACUCCUUAGCGAGAACACUAUAGGCACCGCGGCACAGAUCUGGCCACGCAUAACAGAGGGAUUAUUGGAGCGAGCCUAACGUUGCAAAGCGUAUUGCCAAGCCGUUGCUAAAAGGCACUGUUUACCUAAAACCCAAGAAAGGGGCGAAAAUGACGUUAUUAUGCGCAGCAAAUAAAGCGCUAGCUUGGGCUCUGUUACAAUAUUUACGGAGUACUCCAUAGAAUUAAUGGUGGAUGCUUAUGGUUUGUUUAAGAAUGAUAAUAAACCAAUUAACUUUGUGAAUUGAUUUUCUUUCUAUACAUACAGCAGAAUUAUCACAAUUAUUGUAGCCGUGAUGAUAGCAACUUUUUAAUCGUGAAGAAAGCAACUGACUGGUGAGUGGUGUGUGUGGUAAUAGGCUGACUUUUGUGUAUUGAUCUUUCUCAUGGGUCACAUAAGCAAUCAUAUUGCGAAAACCUGAUAAUUUAAAAUUAGUUACUAUUUAUAAUUAAAAUAUCGUCCAGUACACCCAUCUAAGAAUUUUGCAGAUUCAGUACAAAAGUUCCGACAGGAAAACUUACCUAAUGGAGAGCUUUAUUUUUUUAAUUAACUUAAGGCCAGCUUUAUUUCCUAUAAAUCCACGGCUUUUAUCAUUUGCGAGAAAAAGGGAGGAGUUAUACUGCAUUCUAAAUUAUCAUGCCUGUGGCCAUAUGUUCCAAGCCAGUCUUGUUUAGGUCAUCUUUUUUUUUUCAGAAAAAGAUAAUUUCCGUGUCGUUUUAAAUUAUGCGCGCCACAUGAUAUACACCAUAUCUUUUUGUUAAAAAAAAGGGUAGCUCCGGUGGUUCAUCCAUCAAGGAAAAGGGUCGGGUUGUGAUUAAUGAAUACAUAUACACUCAAUAAUUGUGACGUUUAAUCUAAGUAAACUGAGACCGGCUCAGGAAUUGAGAUCGCAGGUAGCCAUCAGGACCAGACCACAUGUGUGCAUGCGGUGCACAAGCCAUGACAUGAGGUGGACUCGUGUCAUCGCCAUCGAUCACAUCGCGAUCCCCUUUCGAUCGGAGCGUCCAACCAUAAAUCCAGCUCGCUAAUCAGUCCACUAUUCGGUUAGAAUCGUGCAGCGCAUGGUGGAUGACAAAACUGCUUUUUCGAUGCUUACAAGGAGUUUAAUUUUCCAUAUCUAGCAAUAUUUUGGUGCUAUAUAUAUAUAUAUAUCCAAAAAAUGUUAGGUCGUAAAGUUUUUUUGACAUAAAAAAAGGAGUGCUUGCAUCAAUAUUUGCACCUUCAGCCACUCUUCACGAUAGUACUAGUGAGAUACCAACUCUAAAAUGUAGAGUGAAUAUACUAGUAUGCCUUUUUUUUGUUUCUUCUCUUGUAGAGAAUUCGGAAUAUGAUUUGGGACUUCAUUUCUUUAUUUUAAAUCCUGAAAUGAUGUUUUUUCCCUCGCAAAAAAAUUAAUGAAUUAGGUUGAGAUCACUGCAAUAACGAACUGAUCGAGUACAUGGUGCAAAACAAUUUGGUACCAAUUCAUAUUGGUGUUGGUACAUGAACAAACACCAACUAUAACAAUGUAAACGUGGACAAGUGUGUCCGUUUACACUUGAAUAGCGCUCUAAGCAAGGGUACCGAGUACGGUACUGGUAGAUGACCACAAUUUAGCUAACCUACCCAAGCUCUCCAGAUCCCGUAACCCACAGCUUCAAAUACCAUUUCCCCUGAUAUUUCUGGUAUAUUAAAUUAUUUUUCACCGUUGCAAUUUUCUCCAAUCAUGUUUGCAUCUUCUUAAACUUUUGGUAUGAUAGCUAGAGAAGUAGGGAAUCUAACAUUCCGCUAUCUUCCUUCCGACGUCUGCACACGUGUCGUAUUCGAGCCUAAGUAGUAAUAAAUUGGUUAGAUAAAAACAUAUCCUCAUGUUUUCUUUUGUUUGCUUCUAAAUAUGUACUACCCUUUGACAAUUCCUGUUUCCUACAACUACCAACUCAAGAAAGAACUGUUUCUUUCUUCAACAACCCUAGUGGCCAAAUUCAUAUUUUUUCACAUGCUACCCCACCGAGGAGUUGUUUUCCAAAAUUGGCACUGUCACUCUCAUCCAGUACAAAUAUUUUCAUAAUCAUUUUUUGAUAAAGUUUUUAAGAAAAAGAGAGAAAAGGUCACACCAGCCAGUCUCGCCCUCUGGGACAGCGAGGAGCACACCAGCCAGUCUCGCCCUCUGGGACAGCGAGGAGCGUCAUGGCCACACCGGAGGAUGGGAGGCCACACCCACACAGCCGCAGCAGGCCAGAAGAAUCAGCAGCAGAGCUGCGAGCUGCCCAAGCAAAGAUCCCCAAACCCAAAGCAAGAUACAAAAACGAGCAAAACAACUGCAAAAAAAAAAAAAACUUGAAAAAACUCGGGCAAAAUCCCCCACUUCACUCCUCCCAUGCCUCUCCUCUGCCUCAAACUGUAACACUGCCUCACCAGUUCGCUGCGGCUCCCUCGUCCUCGCAGGCGCGUCGAUCCGGAGGGCGCCCGCCGCCGCCUGCUGGAGCGGAGGCCCGAGCCGGAGCGGGAGCGGGGGCGGCGAAUCUGGAGCCCCGGGGACCUGCAUUGCCGCGGGGCCGCCGCGCGUAGCCAGAUCUCCCUCCCCACCUGCCGCGGCAACGGCACGGCAUGGUGGCUGCCGCGGCGGCGGCCACCGCGCCAGAUCCGGCCCACCCCGCCCGCCCUCCGCUCACGCCGGCGCUUGACAAGCCCAACUCCGCCGCCGCGCGGAGGAACUCGCGCUCCAACAAGCCCGUCUCCUCCAGGUACCUGUCCGCCGCCGCCGCGUCCCCGACCUCCUCCACGUCUUCCUCCGCGUCGUCGUCUUCCUCGUCCUCGUCCCGGCGCUCCCUGUCGGCGCAGCGCACCCGAGCGUCCACUCCGCCGCCGCAGCACUCCACGUCGCCCACCACCACCGCGUCGGCCGCGGCCGCGGCCGCGGCCGCGGCGGCGACGGCUACCGCGACCACGAUGCGGAGCCUCUCGGUGUCGUUCCAGGGGGAGUCCUUCUUCUACAAGACGUCGCGCGCGCCGCGGGCCUCGUCGCCGUCCUCACCCGCUGCGCGGCGCGGGCCCACGCCGGAGCGCCGGAAGAGCGUGUCCUCCGUGCCGGAGGCCGAGAACGCGCGGCCGCACGGCCGAUGGCCCGCGGCCAAGCCCAAGGCGUCGGACCCGCUCGCGCGCAGCCUCGACUGCAGCCUCGACCGCAAGGACUCCAUCCUCGCCGCCGUUCACCUGCUCCGACGCUCCAUGGCCUUCGACUCCACCACAUCGCUCUCCCCGUCCGACCCGGCAGCUGCAGCCGCUCCAGACCUCUCCGCGUCCUCCGACACCGACAGCGUCUCGUCUGGUAGCAACUCGGGCGCCGGUGAUCCCCCGCGCCGUGGCAUCAGCGUGCCGGCGAGGUUCUGGCAGGAAACCAACAGCCGUCUGCGCCGCCUUCCGGAGCCCGGGUUGCCACUACCGUCGUCUGCUCGGAGGUCGUUCUCGGACAGUCCAAUGUCGCCGAGGCUGCCGGGGCGGUCCCCAUCUCCAUGCCGUGGAAGCAGGGGCGUCGCCAGCCCAUCAAGAGGACGUGGUGGGGAGUCAUCGCCAAAUGGGCAUGCGAUGCAAGCUCCCGCAAAUGCGCCAUCUAUCAUCAGCUUUGCUGCAGAGGUCAGGAGGGCGAAGAAGGGGGAAAACAGAAUCGAAGAGGCACACAGGUUGCGGUUGCUGGACAACCGGCAUUUGCAAUGGCGGUGCAUCAAUGCACGGACAGAUGCGUCACUUCUGGUGCAGAGAUUCACUGCCGAGAAAAACCUUCACAGCGCAUGGAAAGAAAUAUCGAGAUUACGUGACAAUGUCAGUUCCAAAAGAUGCAGACUCCAACUUCAGAAACAAAAACUCAAGCUAUUUGCUAUUCUUAGGGGUCAAAUGUCAUAUCUAGAGGACUGGUCUCAUAUAGAAAAACAUCAUUCAAGUGCUUUAUCAGCGGCAAUCAAAGCACUGAAGGCUAGUACUCUUCGUCUUCCGGUUGUUGAUGGUGCAAAGGCUGAUGUGCAUGGUGUGAAGGAAGCUGUUAACUCAGCUGUGGAUGUAAUGCACACGAUGACAUCCUCAAUAUGUAAUUUGCUGUCUAAGGUUGAGGGAACAAGCUCUGUAGUGUCUGAGCUUGCCAAACUUGCAACACAAGAACAAAUGUUGCUGGACCAAUCGAAGGAUCUCAUGUCCACGGUUGCAGCAAUACAUGUCAAAAAGUGUAGUUUGCAAGCUCACAUGCUACAACGAAACCAAAAGCAGAGCCCGGCAGAGUUUUAGAUCAGUUUGCCUCACCACGUUGGGUGGUCACUAACAUCACACGGCCUCGCCUUUUCUCACCGGAGACUGUGCUACAGGUAAUAAAAAGCUGUAACCAUUUGUUGGGUGUGAAGCGUGUCCUAAUCUGCUUGAUCGACCUCACCGAGUGUAGCUGAUUCAUGUAAUUUUUUGAGUGCAUAUCAACCCAUAGAAGCAGCCCCCUCUUUACCUGCAGUCGCUGCAGUUGGUGUAUACAGAAAUCCCUAGCCUUGACCCAAAGAUAAGCUUCCUGUAGAUAUGAAAAAAAAAAGCUUGUCGUUUGCGUGCUUACUCUUACGUGUGGAGUGCUCGAGUGGUGAUGAGUGUUUGUAUUGUGAAAGGCAGACAUUUUGUUGGCUUGAUACAGGGUGUUUUUCAUGGCAAAAUUAACAAGGAGGUUGUUUAUCCUGACUUAA